CAAAAGUUCGACUCAGCCACCACCUUGUCGCAACAUCACAAAAUGACUUACCUCAAGCUGAGCAACAAGGAGAACGUUCCUUUGGGCGGCACGAAGAAGGGCAAGAAUGUUGGUAAUGCUCAGGCUGGUCGACGCUUUAACAACGGUAGCAUGUUUGAGAUCCUGGCUGAUAAUGACGGUAAUCCAAAAACUGCUAAGGAGUUCAACGACACCCCACAUACAGAAGAUGAGGUCUUCUUCAAGGUUGAUCAUGAGUUGACUGGUGAGGAGAGAAAGAUCGCUCAGGAGCGUGUUGAUCUUCUGAAUUUCAUCAACAAGGAGCUGAUCUACUCUAAGAUCGCCCGCUUUGUCCCAAUUCCAGCUGAUAACGAAAUCACCGAGACUGAGUAUUACCACCAGCAUGAGUACAACGGUCGCCAGAUUGAUGUUGGUGUUUAUCACUACCUUGGUGUCAACAACGUUUGGACUGCUCGUGCAUUUGUGAAAUUCGUCGACUCCGACCUCUCUGAUGACGAGUACGGUAUUACUAUCUGGUCCGAUCAUGCAGCCAAUUCUUCCGAGGCAAAGAAGGAUAGAGCAGGUUUCAAGGCCGUGUCUGGUACCACCAAGUUCUACUGGACCCCUCGCUGGCACUUUGUUGUCAAGUACCUUCGUGAACGCAUGUAUGCCUACACUCAGGACGGUAGCACGGCUAUCGAGAUCAUUGAGCCCGAACCAAUUAAGGACGGUCAGUAUGACGUUGAUGAAAACGAUCAAACCGAACAUGAGGACAUCUUACAGGUCCCAGCCGGCUGUACGGGUGCCAUUAUCGGUGCCAAGGGUGCCAAAAUCAACGAGUUGAAGUCCGUUUCUGGGGUUAAGGAUAUUAAGAUGCCUGAGAAGACUGAGCCACGCCCACGUCCCCGUGAUCUCGUCAGUAUUACCUUUAUUGGCCGCAAGGGUGCCAUCAAGAAGGCCAUGGGUCUGGUUGAGGCCAUUGUGGAGGAAUGGGUGACUGCUCCUAGACCUCCUCGUGCUGGUGGCAAUGGCGGCGGCUUUGAUCAACCAUCCGCGGGUUUUGCUCAGCCUGAAGAGGGAUCCGGUGGAGGCAAUGACUCUGGUGGGGGCGAAUCCUUCCCAGAAGACAACUUCAACACGGAUGGUGCAGGCAACAACAACUGGGCCGACUCGAUGAAUGAUAGCGGCUGGUAAGCGUUUACAGGUCACAAAUUCUCGGUUCCUCCUUCCGGAGUUUCACUGGAACAUACCAGGAGCUGUCCUUCAUAUAGUAGUGGGUCAUACCGCACGGGCUUAUAGAGAGGUGCAUGGUGUAUGGGCGGACUUGCUUUGUGGAUCAUGAUAUCUUGGUCCUAAAUUGCC
Molecule: messenger RNA, 1359 nt
Organism: Cadophora gregata
Lineage: Eukaryota; Fungi; Ascomycota; Leotiomycetes; Helotiales; Ploettnerulaceae
Exons: 6
Coding region: 43-1191 (382 amino acids)
Molecular function (GO): RNA binding
Source: RefSeq, a predicted model, not a curated record